Messenger RNA from Ordospora pajunii, 336 nucleotides. RefSeq names its product putative LSM domain-containing protein. Gene Ontology annotation, biological process: deadenylation-dependent decapping of nuclear-transcribed mRNA. NCBI's taxonomy places the organism in Eukaryota, Fungi, Microsporidia, Ordosporidae. The coding region runs from base 1 to 336 and encodes 111 amino acids. The record is from RefSeq and is a predicted model, not a curated record. Gene Ontology annotation, molecular function: RNA cap binding. Gene Ontology annotation, cellular component: P-body; Lsm1-7-Pat1 complex. The transcript has a single exon.
AUGGCAGAUAAUUGCUCGGUCGAUAUGAGGGACUAUGAAGCUUACCUCGAAAAGAGCGUUGUGGUCAUGCUGAGAGAUAAAAGACAUCUUUAUGGCAUAAUGAAAUCAUUUGAUCAAUUUAACAGCAUAACCUUGGAUAAAGUUGUUGAGAGAAUCUUUCAUAACGGCAAGUAUGCAGAAAAAAUACAUCAGCUAUUCAUUAUAAGAGGGGAAAAUAUCUCAAUCAUAGGAUUGGGCUGUUUUGACAUUCCUUCAAACUUAAAAAUGAUUGACUUUGAUGUGCUAAUCAGUGAAAUAUCAGCAUCAGCUCAAGAUAAUACGCAUUCCACCAUAUGA